UUCCUCGUUCAAUUUACUAAUUGAAUCGCGGCGAGGAAAACCGGCAUGGGCGUAGACCGUUCGACGCUCCGCCCUUCGACCCUCUCUCUACACCCACUACGCGAGAACGUUCUCGAGUAGGAUCACGUAUCGUAAUAUGCGCGCUCCCUGCACGAGUCCUACGCAUCACCAAAAUCUCCCUUCUCCCUAUUCCCUUCUCCCUUCUCUCUUCUCGCUUCUCGCUUCUCGCUUCUCGCUACUCGCUUCUCGCUUCUCGCUUCUCGCUUCUUGUUCUCCGUUUUCAGUUCUUAGUUCUUAGUUCUCAGUUCUCGGUUCUUAGUUGUCAGUUGUCAGUUGUCAGUUGUCAGUUGUCAGUUGUCAGUGGCACUCGGACCGCAACCGGAAACGCAUCGUCACGAUUCACGGUGACACGCGCGUGUCGUCCGCUUCGCGUUCCUCUUAAAACUUGGACACGGUUUACGUUGCAAGUUGCAAUCUCUUUUUCAACCCCCGUUGUGACCUCGACUCCAACUCUUGUCGCGCUUCUCUUCGGAUCACGAAACGCGUACAAUUGAAACGAUUCGCUUAUUUCACGGAGAAGAUAUCGCGAGCGGUCUUCUCGACAUGUAAAGUGGUGCAACUUUGAGAGUUUCGAGUUUGUUUCGGACAAGUUUUUUGUUGGAACGGAAAAGGAAAAGGGCUGGUGGUCGAGCGGAAGGAUCGGGCCGCCUAAGAGAAAAAAGGAUCGGAGGUGAAAUUUGUUGUGAUCGGUGUAGCGAAAGAAGCGCGAUGAUGCUGGGAGGCUACGAGGCGCAACCGGAUUACUAUCCGCAAUGGCAUCAACCCUGCAAUUAUGUCACGCAAUUGCCUUACGGUCCGCUGCACGUGCCCGACGCGGACAGCCAAUCGACGUAUUGGGGCGCGGAUUCCGGGAUCUCUGGGGGUAGCUCCGGAGCAGCAAGUCCAACCGCAUCGACGCCACCCCUGAUCGAAGAGAUUGGAGUCCAAGAAACUAGCUACUCCCCUUUGCAACAGUAUCCUCACCCCUCAAUCGGUCAACAUUACUCGAGCAUGGUCUAUCCGGUUCCGAGCUCUGGUCCGAGUCACGCCGACCUCUCCCAUCACCAUCAGCAUCAUCAUCAUCACCACCACCAUCAGCAUCAACAUCAACAUCAACAUCAACAUCAGCACCAGCAGCAACACCAACACCAGCAUCAACAUCAGCAUCAGCAUCAUCAACAUCAAACUCAUAGAAGGGACGGCGAUUACUCCGCGGUUUCGUCGAUCGGUCAGCUCGACGUUUCGCUUUCGGAACACCUCCGACAGGGGACGAGAGAGGCUGGCAUCGUCGUCAGACCAAAGAGGAGAAACACCGCGAAUAAAAAGGAACGAAGGCGAACACAGAGCAUAAACAACGCGUUCGCGGAUCUUCGCGACUGCAUACCGAACGUACCGGCAGACACAAAGUUAUCGAAAAUUAAGACGUUGAGGUUGGCCGCUUCUUACAUCGGUUACUUAAUGGCGGUUCUCGAGAGCGACGAGGGAGACGAACCACCACAAACCUUUCGCGCGGAGAUCCUCUCCAACGCCAGAAGGAAUAAAACAGCUCAGUCGAAUCAGAACGAGUCGUGUUUACAUCCAGCGUCGAGUCUCGCGUCCGAGGAAUCGUCGAAAAGUAAAGGACGAACUGGAUGGCCGCAACAUAUGUGGGCUCUCGAAUUGAAGCAGGAAUCGCAGACCAGCCAGAUGCAAUAAAAUCACCGAUCUCUAUCUAUUUUUGACCAAACGACGGCUGCUGCUGCUCGAAAGAGCACAGAUAUCGAAACCAGGGGAGAUGAGACGAGACGAGACGAGACGAAACCAACUCGAACGCAGGAUAGAUGACCGGAACGAACGAGUAAUUUGAUCGUAAAAUGCCGAGGCAAUCCAUCGUUUGAACGUUGCAUCGAAUCGCGAUCGAAGAUUCUUACCACCUACUACUUGAAUCGACGUGAAAUGGAACGUUUCUGAAAUUUAAUUUAUUCGUGGAUAGGACUAAUUAACGUAACACGCCAAUGAUAUUAGGGCACCGGAAACGUUGUAGAUUGGAUCGGUUUGGAACAUUUAUCGUUUCAAGGUGUAUCGAUGGGAAUAGUCGAUCUCUUGUAAAUACGCGUUUACGAAUGUACGUUGCACGUGUAAAUAAAAGUUUGUUGUUUCAUAGUUGAUAAUUAAACGUUAGUCUUGCACCGGA
This is a messenger RNA of Hylaeus anthracinus, 2212 nucleotides long. RefSeq names its product heart- and neural crest derivatives-expressed protein 1-like (gene Hand). The record is from RefSeq and is a predicted model, not a curated record. Gene Ontology annotation, molecular function: protein dimerization activity; RNA polymerase II transcription regulatory region sequence-specific DNA binding; DNA-binding transcription factor activity, RNA polymerase II-specific. The coding region runs from base 769 to 1734 and encodes 321 amino acids. The transcript has 3 exons. Gene Ontology annotation, biological process: developmental process; regulation of transcription by RNA polymerase II. NCBI's taxonomy places the organism in Eukaryota, Metazoa, Arthropoda, Insecta, Hymenoptera, Colletidae.